Durusdinium trenchii is the source of this 1031-nucleotide messenger RNA. NCBI's taxonomy places the organism in Eukaryota, Dinophyceae, Suessiales, Symbiodiniaceae. The record is from the annotation of a GenBank genome assembly.
GGCAGAGCAGAGGCAACAACUAGCAACCGGGCGUCUUUUCAAGAGCCGACAGCCGACAACCAUUCUGCAAGCAACACUCCCUUCUUCGCAGAAAAAGAAAGGCAAGGCAGAGCCCGAUUCGAUUUUCGGACUCAGAACCCGCCAUGGCGACCGAUCUCAAAAGCGUUCAGUAUGCAGUGGACAUCUCUUCGAGGAUCGCCUACAUCACCUUGGAUCGGCCGGAGCGGCUAAAUGCCAUCGACGAUCGCAUGCCACAGGAGAUUGCGAAGUGCGUGAGCCUUGCAAAUGCUGAUGACCGGGUCCAUGUGAUCGUCCUGUGCGGCAAUGGACGUGCCUUUUGUGCUGGCUACGACUUGAAGGAGUAUUCGGAAGGAUCUGCUGUGGGAGAAGCUUCACCUAAUCAGCAAAUGCCUUGGGAUCCCACAGUGGAUUUCCAAUUCAUGUGGGCAAACACGCAAGACUUCAUGUCGCUUUGGCAUUCCUACAAGCCGACCAUUUGUAAGGUGCAUGGCUUCGCUGUCGCAGGUGGUAGCGACAUUGCGCUUUGCUGCGACGUGGUGAUCAUGGCGGAGGACGCAAAAAUUGGAUACCCACCCGCUCGGGUUUGGGGCUGCCCCACCACCGCCAUGUGGAGCUUCCGCUUGGGUCCGGAGAAGGCCAAGCGGAUGCUCCUCACGGGGGAUUUGAUCACCGGGGCUGAAGCGGCAAAGAUGGGUCUGGUCUUGCAAGCCGUCCCGGCUCUGGAGUUGGAUCAGAGGACUGAAGAGCUGGCGCAGCGGAUGUCCAGCAUUCCACGGAAUCAGCUCAUCAUGCAGAAGAUGGUCAUAAACCAGUCCAUCGAGGCCUCCAUGGCGGCGACCCAACGCUUGGCGACCCUCUUCGAUGGCGUGACGCGACACUACCCCGAAGGCAUGUGGUUCAAGGCCCACGCGGAGGCUCAUGGCUUCCCCAGUGCUAUACGCCUCCGCGACGGGGGCGCACCGGUGGCGCCACAGGUUGCGCGGCCCACGCUACCACGUGCGCGGCUGUAA